Messenger RNA from Penicillium canescens, 2496 nucleotides. Its product is annotated as putative serine--tRNA ligase DIA4. Bases 127 to 2496 code for a protein of 789 amino acids. Gene Ontology annotation, molecular function: ATP binding; tRNA binding; serine-tRNA ligase activity. Gene Ontology annotation, biological process: mitochondrial seryl-tRNA aminoacylation. The transcript is spliced from 6 exons. Lineage: Eukaryota; Fungi; Ascomycota; Eurotiomycetes; Eurotiales; Aspergillaceae. The record is from RefSeq and is a predicted model, not a curated record. Gene Ontology annotation, cellular component: mitochondrion.
CCAUGUUUGAUUUUAUACAUCGAUGGAUGGUACCAUGGAUGAAAGAAUAGCGUCACCGCCUUUCUCUUUGUUCCUCUCGUCUCUACUCUGACUUCAUCAUAUACAUCCCUUCUAAAUCUCGACAUAAUGGCCUCGGCAACAGGAAUUCCUCAAGAGCAUCCAGUGACGAUUGAAUCGCGAGAUGAUGAACCCUUAUUGGGUCGUCCAGGAGAUGUCACACAAAAGCAAAACGAAAGUAUCGUUCGGAACUUAUUCACAGGAACGGCAAGUGUUGCUCAAGCUGGCAUCUGGAUUCUAGCAGCUUUGGUCUGGCAAGGGGUUCUUUCUGAACCUCUUUCUUUCUUCACUCCACAUCCACUCCUCAACAGCUCCGCACUUCUCCUCCAAGUCCAGGCAGCGCUGAUCUUACAACCAACCGCCACCCCGCAACAGAAGCUCACAGGCACCCGUAUCCACUACACAAUCCAACUACUCAGUGUGGUACUUUUUGUCUCAGCGUUCGUCAUUAUCGAGAUCAACAAGGUACUGCAAGCUCUCAGUGGAGUCGCCCAGUUUCUCUUCCCUACUAUCAUUUUUGGCAGCGUCGAAGCCGGAAAGCGCAUCUACAAAUAUCAUCGCCGGGCCGGCUAUGUUUUGCUACUGCUGGAGAUGGCGACUGUCGUGGCAGCGACGCAGACAACCUACAACAAAGCGGCACUGCAUAUCCCGCUAUGGGGCGUCCUUGUGUCUGCUUUCCUGAUUCUUUCUGGAGUGAGUGCGAGAAUCAAGAAGCUCGAAUAUAGUUGCGGUAUACUUCUGCCGAUCCCCCAAAAGGGUUUAGGCGGGAGCUCCACUCGGCCUUGCAACUCGGCUUCGUUUCUUUUCUCUCAACCUCAAUCCAUGGCGCUCACUUCCUCAUACAUCUGCUUCAAUUGCAGGCUUACAUCCAGACAUGGAAUAGUCCGAACACCUUUGCGCAACUUUUCUGCCGGCCGGCGCUAUCGGGACGUGUUGCGACCCGCGACAGCUCCGAAACCCACACCGGACGUCAAGCACAUCCGCCAAAACGCGGACCUCUACGCAUCAAACUGCAUAGACCGUAACUAUGCAGCUCACGCCGAUUACCCUUCGAAAAUCCAACAAUUGUCCGAGGAAGCCAGACAACUCGACCACGACCUGAAAGACCCCCGGUCCCGCAUCAAGCAAUUAGAAAAGACGAUUGCCCAGCUACAUAUUGCGGCCAGGCAAAAUACAGACGGCCAAAAUGGAAAUAAAAGUGAAAAGAAUGUUAGCGAGGAAAUUGCCGAACUCAAAUCGGAGGCCCAGCGAUUGAAAGACGACUCGCAGGCCAUGACCGAGCGCAAAGCAACAUGCACAGAAGAGAUCAACCGACUCGCCCUCGCCCUCCCGAACCUCUCCUCCUCAUUCACGCCCAUCGGACACGAUCCUAGUCUUGUAAAUUACAUCAACUUCGACCCCCAUGAGCUCCCAUCAUGGACAAAACAGUCACCAGCAGAGCUCCAGGCACGGUCACACGUCACAAUCGGAACAGAGCUGAAUCUCCUAGACUUCGCGAGCUCUGCCACAACAACAGGAUGGGGCUGGUACUUCCUCAUCAACGAGGGUGCCAUGUUGGAACAAGCACUGGUCCAAUAUGCCCUGCAAGUCGCCAGACGCCGGGGCUGGAAAGCUGUCGCGCCGCCAUCAAUCGUCUAUUCCUACAUCGCCGAGGCAUGCGGGUUCCAGCCGCGCGACCAACACGACGAGCAACAGAUCUGGUCUAUCGCGCAAAACGAGCGCGAUCGCAAUAGUAAACCCCAGCGCUCGCUCACCGGAACAGCCGAGAUUCCCCUCGCUGCCAUGUACGCCGGCCGGGACAUCAACGCCGCCGAACUACCCAUCAAGCUAGUUGGUGCUAGCCGCUGCUACCGCGCCGAGGCAGGCUCCCGCGGCGUCGACACAAAGGGUCUCUACCGCGUCCACGAGUUCACAAAGGUCGAACUGUUCGGCUGGACGGAUAGUCUCAGCUCUGCAGAGGCAGCCACGACAGUCCCUACGUCCGACGACCUCUUCAACGAGCUACUAGAUAUGCAGACAGAGAUCCUAACCUCACUUCAUCUCCCCUGCCGAGUCCUUGAAAUGCCCACCGGCGAUCUAGGCGCCAGCGCAACCCGCAAGCGUGACAUUGAAGCUCUGUUCCCCUCUCGUCUCCGCCCUGCGGUGUCUAGUGGUACCCCCAAUGACCCGGAGGUCCAUGAUCUGGAAUCGGCCUGGGGCGAGGUUACCUCCGCUUCUAUCUGUACAGACUACCAGAGUCGCCGGUUGGCGGCACGUGUGCGUGGUGGUGCGGCUAAGGAGUCGCGGUUCCCGCAUACCGUGAAUGGCACUGCUAUGGCGGUUCCACGUGUGCUUGCUGCUAUCCUGGAGAAUGGAUGGGAUGCCGAGCGUGGUGUUGUUGUUGUUCCUGAGGUCUUGCGUCCCUGGAUGGAUGGUAUGGAGAGUAUUGGCAGACGUUAG